Messenger RNA from Saprolegnia diclina VS20, 1191 nucleotides. RefSeq lists its product as hypothetical. Bases 65 to 973 code for a protein of 302 amino acids. The transcript has a single exon. NCBI's taxonomy places the organism in Eukaryota, Oomycota, Saprolegniomycetes, Saprolegniales, Saprolegniaceae. Gene Ontology annotation, biological process: lipid metabolic process. Gene Ontology annotation, cellular component: membrane. The record is from RefSeq and is a predicted model, not a curated record. Gene Ontology annotation, molecular function: oxidoreductase activity, acting on the CH-CH group of donors.
GCUUCGUGGCCGCCUCACGUCAACGGCAAUGUCGUGUUGACAUGGUAGCCCAUCAUUUGUCAAGAUGAGUCUCUUGCGCCAAGGCGCCGGUGCCAUCGUCGCCACGGCCAUCGCCGCCGCCGUCGCGCUUCCGACCGGGCUCGGGCUCUACGCUGCAGUGGCCUUUGGCAUCAACUGGACCGUCGUGCUUCUUCAGGCGAUCCCGAUGCAGUCCGAGACGUUCUUUGACCUCACGGGCACGCUCACGUUUGUGAUUGUCUCAGUUGUCGCCUGCGUCGUCCACGCCAACGCCGAGUCGUCACCGGUCGCGCUCGCCCGUGCCACGCUGGCGUCGGGCCUCGUGCUCAUCUGGUCGCUGCGCCUUGGCUUGUUCCUCUUUUUGCGCAUCCACCGCACUGGCACCGACGACCGCUUCGACGUGCUCAAGACCAAGCCAGUCCGGUUCUUCUCGGUCUGGACGCUUCAAGGUCUCUGGGGCUUUGUCACGCUGCUGCCGACGCUGCUCUUGCAUACGUCGGCGGUCGCGCAGUCGGCGUACGUGCAGACCUCGGACGUUGUCGGCAUCACACUCUGGAUCAUCGGGUUUGGCAUUGAAGUGGUUGCCGAUAUGCAAAAGAAUGCGUUCCGGGACGAGUACACUGGCAGUGCCAAGUUUAUCUCGACGGGCCUCUGGCGCUACAGCCGCCAUCCUAAUUACUUCGGCGAAAUUCUGCUCUGGAUCGGCCUGACGCUCUUUUGCGGCGCCCAGCUUGCGUCGACGGGCGAUGUGCUCGUGGCCUGCUUGAGCCCGCUCCUCGUGACGCUGCUUUUGACGAAGAUGAGCGGCAUCCCGCUACUCGAAGCCAAGGCCGACGCCAAGUGGGGCGCGUCGCCGGCGUACCAGCACUACAAGCGCUCGACCAACGUGCUUAUUCCGUGGUUCCCGUCGUCGGCGACUGCGACCGAGAAGACACCACUCACGUCCAGCAAGUAAUGCCGUUGUCGACUGCUUCACAUCUCGGCCACGACGACUGGUGAUGGACAUUCUGUGUUUGAUAGCCAGGCGUAUUUGGCACCCCGUGUCACUAGUUAGAUAGUCUAUUCCUAUUGUACAAUAGACUUACUAUGUAUAUCAAUCAUGCUGCAACAUCGGCGCCACUCAGCAAUUUGACAAAAAUGUAUAAUGGGUUCAAAAAUGGAGGUAUAUUGAUU